UUUUUAAUUUGUGUAAUGGACGUGUUUAAUAAGUGGUGUGUGGUGAUGUGGAAAUGUAGAUACUUUGUAAGAGCUUUUAUGCUCCUUGUGGUAUUUUCAAAAGUAUCAGGGUUUGGAUCAAUGUCUUCAAUUGCUAUUUCAUAUGGUGAAUAUGGUUCUGUUUUUUGUGGGUUGAAGUCAGAUGGAUCUCAUUUGGUCAGUUGCUAUGGCUCUACUUCUUCUAUAAUAUAUUCAACUCCAGCUCAUUUCCCUUUUAUUGGUCUUACUGCUGGAAAUGGCUUUGUAUGUGGACUUUUGAUGGAUUCUUACCAGCCUUAUUGUUGGGGGAAAAGUAAUUUUGUACAAAUGGGAGUGCCUCAGCCUAUGAUCAAAGGGUCUCAAUACUUGGAAAUAUCUGCAGGUGAAAAUCAUUUGUGUGGACUAAGGCAACCUUUAAUGGGGAAGCAUAGGAACACUUCACUUGUUGAUUGCUGGGGUUAUAACAUGACUACAAACAAUGAGUUUGAAGGUCAGAUCCACUCUAUUUCAGCUGGUUCUGAGUUUAAUUGUGCUUUGUUUUCUGUCAAUAAAAGUGUUUUAUGUUGGGGGGAUGAAACUAGUAGCCAGGUUAUUACCCUAGCACCAAAAGAUUUGAGAUUUAUUAAGAUUGCAGCUGGGGGAUAUCAUGUUUGUGGGAUCCUAGAAGGGGUGAAUUCUCAAGUGUAUUGCUGGGGAAGGAGCAUGAACCUUGAAGAAGAAUUCUCUGUUGCUCAACUCAAUGUUGAAUUGGCAGCCCCUAGUGAUCCGAUUAUAUCGGUUGUUGGUGGUAAGUUUCAUGCUUGUGGGAUUAGGAGCUAUGACCGUCAUGUCGUUUGCUGGGGUUACAGAGUUGAGAAAAGCACACCACCUCCUAGUGGAGUUAGGCUUUAUGAGAUAGCAGCUGGUGACUACUUCACUUGUGGUAUCCUUGCAGAAAUUUCACUUUUGCCUGUUUGUUGGGGGUUUGGUUUUCCCUCAUCGCUACCACUCGCUGUUUCUCCUGGAGUCUGCAAGCCUAGACCCUGUGCAUCUGGCUUCUAUGAGUUUAACAACGGAAGUGCAACUUGCAAGUUUCCUGAUUCUCGCAUUUGCCUUCCCUGCACCAAUGGCUGCCCUGCUGAAAUGUAUCAACAGGUUGAAUGCACUUCAUCUACAGACAGUCAGUGCACAUAUAAUUGUUCAAGUUGUAUCUCUGUUGACUGCAUAAACAGCUGUUCUACUGCUAUUUCUGGAAAGAAGAACGCUAAAUUUUGGUCACUCCAGUUACCAGUAAUUGUUGCUGAGGUUGCAUUUGCAGUAUUCUUGGUGAGUGUUGUAUCUCUAACUUCGAUCGUAUAUGUUCGCUACAAAUUAAGGAACUGUAGAUGUUCAGGGAAAGGUCCUAGUCCUAGGAAGAAUGGUACUUUCCCAAAGGAAAUUGCUAAAGAUAGGGCUGAUUUGGAUGAUCUUAAAAUAAGGAGAGCUCAGAUGUUUACUUAUGAAGAUCUUGAGAGAGCAACUGAGGGAUUCAAAGAAGAAUCACAAGUUGGAAAGGGUAGCUUUUCGUGUGUGUUCAAGGGCGUUUUGAAGGACGGUACUGUGGUUGCUGUCAAGAGGGCUAUAAUGUCAUCUGACAUGAAGAAGAAUUCAAAGGAGUUCCACAAUGAGCUAGACUUGCUGUCCAGGUUGAAUCAUGCUCAUUUGCUCAAUUUGCUAGGUUAUUGUGAAGAAGGUGGAGAGAGACUUCUAGUUUAUGAGUACAUGGCUAAUGGCACGUUGCAUGAACAUCUACACGGGAAAAAGAAGGAGCAAUUGGAUUGGAUAAGAAGGGUAACCAUUGCAGUCCAAGCUGCUCGGGGAAUCGAAUAUUUGCAUGGUUAUGCAUGUCCACCUGUGAUUCACAGAGACAUCAAGUCCUCAAACAUCCUUAUAGAUGAAGAACACAAUGCUCGAGUAGCUGAUUUUGGGCUUUCCUUGCUUGGACCUGCUAAUAGCAGUUCCCCAUUAGCUGAGUUACCAGCAGGGACACUUGGGUACCUUGAUCCCGAGUACUACAGACUACAUUAUCUUACAACCAAAUCUGAUGUCUAUAGCUUUGGUGUUUUGCUUUUGGAAAUUCUGAGUGGUCGGAAAGCUAUUGACAUGCAAUACGAUGAAGGGAACAUAGUGGAAUGGGCAGUCCCAUUAAUCAAAGCUGGUGAAAUAGAAGCAAUACUGGAUCCAGUUUUGAAAUCACCUUCUGAUGCUGAAGCUCUUAGAAGAAUCGCUAAUAUAGCCAGCAAAUGCGUGAGGAUGAGAGGGAAAGAGAGGCCGUCAAUGGAUAAAGUAACAACAGCUUUGGAGAGAGCACUUGCUCAAUUGAUGGGUAGUCCAAGCAAUGACCAGCCUAUCUUGCCAACAGAGGUUGUUCUAGGAAGCAGCAGAAUGCACAAGAAGUCCUCAUCAAAUCGAUCAACGUCAGAAACAACAGAUGUUGCAGAAACUGAGGAUCAGAGGUAUGUCGAAUUCAGAGCUCCUUCGUGGAUUACAUUCCCAAGUGUAGCAUCAUCUCAGAGAAGAAAGUCUUCAGUAUCGGACGCAGAUGUUGAAGCAAAGAAUUUAGAAAGUAGGAACUGUGGAAAUGGAACUGAUGGAUUGAGAAGUUUGGAAGAAGAAAUUGGACCAGCUUCUCCUCAUGAACAUUUGUUCUUGAAACACAACUUCUAAUUAACAUAACACUAAAAAGGAAAUGCUCUGCAGGUUGAUGCUUAAUUAUUUUGUUAGUGGAAGAAAUGUAUACAAGUAAAAGGUAAAUGUUGUGAAUUCUUGAUAAAUGUGAUCAAGAAUUCCCCACUCAACCAUUGGCGAUGAGCUUUAGCUAGAUGUUUGAUCCUGUAAUUGUAACUUCAAUCUUUCUUCUU
Solanum verrucosum is the source of this 2897-nucleotide messenger RNA. Its product is annotated as serine/threonine-protein kinase-like protein ACR4. The record is from RefSeq and is a predicted model, not a curated record. The transcript has a single exon. Bases 16 to 2703 code for a protein of 895 amino acids. Gene Ontology annotation, biological process: protein phosphorylation. Gene Ontology annotation, molecular function: ATP binding; protein binding; protein kinase activity. Lineage: Eukaryota; Viridiplantae; Streptophyta; Magnoliopsida; Solanales; Solanaceae.